CUGAAUUCAAGAUGGCGGCCUUGUUUCAAUGAUUAUUUUGUUUUGACAAUUGUUAUUUGAACGUUUAACCUGUAUUAUAAUUAAUGUGGAAAUGUUGAUUAUUAAAUUAUCUUUAGGAUAAAAGAGAUACAAAGCAACCGGGGCUGUAUAGUGUGUCGUGAAUCUAUGGAAAUAAAAAACCUUGAUGAACUUCAACGAGGCGACCACAUAGAAACUCCAAUCGAAUGCAUGUCAUGUUUUUGUAAACCAGUUGCAUUCCUUAUAACCCACCAUGCCAUUGUUGAAUCAGUUGAGAUGCCUAGUGACACAAUACCUCGUGGAUACAUAAACGUGAUUGACAUACCAACUAGACGAAGCAAAUUAGUUUCGGACGCACACAAACUACAAGACGAAAUUAAAUAUGUUGGAGAAUUAAAGCGUAUUGAUUAUGCUCACAGAAAAUUUGACCAUGACCAGACGUAUGCCAGAGCCGUGAGUAUGAAAGGAAAAGAAUACAAAUAUAACUUGUUUAUUCAUAACUGUGAACAUUUUGCUUCCGCGUGUGUCAAUGGUCCAGAUAACAUUUCUGAAACAGCGUAUAGCCAUAGCAGUAUCCAGUCAACAACGGGUGCAUGGUGUUGUACACACAUUGUUCUUACAUUUCUGCUGUCGUUAUAUUACUUUUUUGCUGUGUGCAUUUUUGCAUCUGCUAAUGAGAAUAAUGCCGAUUUUAGCUUUAUAAAACCGUUUGCAGAUCAUUGUAAAACGGGCUCUACAAAAAAAUUCAUUGCUACACGUUGCGACUGGGUAGCUUUGAUCAUCUUCUCCGCAAUUGGUGUGAUAGUUUUAGCUCUGCUAUUUUUCUGUCAACCAAAAAUUCGCGCUGAUUAUGUAUGCUCCAAAUGCAUUCGCAUCACUAGAAUUUCCUUUGUGGCCACAUUUAUCUCAUUCCUGCUGAUAGAGGUAUCCAACAUUUUCUUUGAAAGGCCGAUAUAUCUUAUUAUUGUCAAUUUUAGAUACAAGGGUUUGAUGUAUCUUUUUACAUUUAUGUUCUGCACUCUCGAAAGUCUGCUUGCUAGGUAUGCAUUGCCAGUUUUAAUUACAUGGGUAAUUACACGAGUUUGUAGCAUAUUAGAAAUAUGUGGUUUUUCAAAGUAUGACAGAAGUAGGAGGCAUAGGCAUGCCUAUGCCUAAUAAGGUCAAAUCCGUUUGGAAUUGUUGAAUGUUAUGGUUUGGAGACAGCAGAUUAUGUCAGGGGUAUAUUUCGCUGGGUAGUGUUGAACUUUUUAAAAUUAUACGUGUACGAUUUCCCAUACUGUCUUUAUGCCCUAUAGGAGUUUCCAGUAUAUUAAGUUACUUUGUGUUUACUGUUAUGUAUGCAUAUACAAUUGGUGCCAAGACUGUAUACUUAUAUACAGUUUAUACUUGAAUGGAGGUUGUUCCCAUCCUAGCUACAUUUGUUUACAUGCAUUAUAUUCCUUUUUAAUUAGAAGCCAAUCAAGAAAAAGGUUUGAUUCGAGUUUACGCUUUAAAUUCUGGCGUAAAAUGACUGAACACUACAGGGUGCAUGAAAACAGAGUUUAAAUUUACUGCUCUAAUCAAAAUCAUUGUGGGCUUAAUAAAAAGGAUUUUGGCAUUUAUGUUAACACAAUUGACAACUAUAGUUUAACCUAGAUUCGUACAAGGUUUGAAGCGUCGGAAAGGAUCGAAAUUAAUAAAUUAUUUCAUUGUUAUAAUUUGGAUUUGGUCUAAUGUUUGAACCAGUAGUUAGUAUUUUCUCAGCUUAUAAUGUUUUUGUUUUGCGUGCGUGUGUGUGUGUGUGUGCGUGCGUGCGUGCGUGCGUGCGUGCGUGUGUGAGUAAAUUAUCUGCUUAUUUUUUAUUGUGUCACAGAAUAUGAUUAAUGAAAAAAAUUAUUAACGUUUUGUAACAACCAUUUAUUUGAUAUGUUGUUAUAUAUGAUAAUCAAAAUUGUA
Molecule: messenger RNA, 1953 nt
Organism: Mya arenaria
Lineage: Eukaryota; Metazoa; Mollusca; Bivalvia; Myida; Myidae
Exons: 2
Coding region: 166-1173 (335 amino acids)
Source: RefSeq, a predicted model, not a curated record